Molecule: messenger RNA, 2313 nt
Organism: Neurospora hispaniola
Lineage: Eukaryota; Fungi; Ascomycota; Sordariomycetes; Sordariales; Sordariaceae
Product: triose-phosphate transporter family-domain-containing protein
Exons: 2
Coding region: 350-2131 (593 amino acids)
Biological process (GO): phosphoenolpyruvate transmembrane import into Golgi lumen
Cellular component (GO): endoplasmic reticulum; Golgi apparatus
Molecular function (GO): antiporter activity; phosphoenolpyruvate transmembrane transporter activity
Source: RefSeq, a predicted model, not a curated record
CUUUGAAGUUUUGGUCUGGAACUUUCAAGUUGGUUGUAUAACGCCAUCUGCCAUAAUCUUGAUACUUUUACACGAGUUACACCAGAUUCUCUGUACAUCAUAGCUGCGCAUAACUUACUCUAGUACUCGUACAUCAUUUGUUACACUAAUUCUACCAAGUUCUCGAGACCGACCAAAGCGGCCAUGAUCAGCGUCAUCCUGUGAUAGACUCCAGCAGCGCGAAACAUCCAGGUCAGGAACGGAAUUCGACUCCCCGCCGACGGCUUUCACCAUCGAAAUCCCCCCUUCGAGAAUUCUCCCUCCUUCUCUGUCUCUCCAGGCAUUGCCAACGCGCAAUUGGACGAUUGCUAUGGCGCAAUAUACAGCAUCGACCGGCUCGUCCUUGAGAGCCUCGCCAAACCUCCGACAACACCAUGCCGACACCAGCGCGGCCCAAGACACCACCGAAAAGUUCCCCGACUUCGAUACUUCUCAAACAACAAACGGCUAUCCCAGCGGCAACGGCCGGUCUAUAAAUACCGGUUCUAAUGCGCCCUCGGAUCAAUGGCGACCGAGAAGGGAAAGCAAAGUGACAUGGGCUCCUAGAGACUCCCCAGGGCCCGUAAACGCCUACUCCCAUGGCCGUGGUCAUUCUAGGCAAACGAGCAUUAGCAAUGCGAUACACCGGAUGCGCUCAGGGAGUAUGAGCCAGAAUGCUCAUGAGAUUGCGGAAGCACUUCGUGCGCCUGUAUCCUACAAGCUAAUAGGGCUCUGUAUGAUGUGGUACUGGUCCUCAGCGCUGACCAACACCUCUUCCAAAUCGAUCCUCACGACUUUUGACAAACCCGCGACCCUCACGCUGAUCCAAUUCGCCUUCGUUUGUUCCUACUGCCUCCUAGCCUCCUGGUUAGCUUCGACGUUUCCCAAGCUGCGCACCGCCGUGCCCGCACUCAAACACCCGAUUCGCAAGCCCUCGCGCGAUGUCAUUGUCACUACGCUUCCUCUGGCGGCCUUCCAGAUCUUCGGCCACCUCCUCUCCUCGUCCGCGACCUCCAAGAUCCCCGUCUCGCUCGUCCACACUAUCAAGGGUCUAUCCCCAUUAUUCACCGUGCUCGCCUACCGCUUGAUAUUCGACAUUCGCUACCCGCGCGCAACAUACUACUCCCUCGUGCCCCUGACAAUCGGCGUCAUGCUUGCUUGUUCCGGCAAACACUCGUUUGGCGAGGGCCAGUUCCUCGGCAUCCUCUACGCCCUAAUAGCCACCAUCAUCUUCGUCACCCAGAACAUCUUCUCCAAGCGGCUCUUCAACGAAGCCGCGCGCGCCGAGCAAGAAGACGGACACAGUAACGGUCACCGGUCCAAGAAGCUCGACAAGCUGAACCUUCUCUGUUACUCCUCUGGCAUGGCCUUCAUCCUUACCGGUCCCAUCUGGCUGUGGUCUGAAGGCUUCUCCAUAAUCGGCGACUUCCUCUGGGACGGCUCGGUCGACCUGAGCGAGACGCCCAACUCGUUCGACCACGGCCGUCUGACCCUGGAAUUCAUCUUCAACGGCACCUUCCAUUUCGGCCAAAACAUCCUCGCCUUUGUGCUGUUGAGCAUGGUAAGCCCAGUCACUUACAGCGUCGCCUCCCUGCUCAAGCGCGUCUUCGUCAUCAUCAUCGCCAUCAUCUGGUUCCGCUCGCCGACGACCAAUGUCCAAGCCGUCGGCAUCGCCCUCACCUUUUUGGGUCUGUAUUUGUACGACCGCAGCCAGGAGAAGAACAAAGCCGACCAGCGCGCGCGCUCGCUGUCUCGCUCCAAGAUGCACGAGUCGAUCCUACCGCUUAACACCAAGCAAACCACCGAAACGUCUUCCCAGUAUCAACCCUCCAGCCUGAAUACCCAAAUAGGCGGGUACGGAUACAUGCCCUCCAUCCAGCCCACCACAAGUAGUGCCGACCUUGGCGCGAAUAAGAAGGAUGAUGGGCCCAACCCUUCGUCAGUGUCAACAACAGGAGGAGGUGGGAGACAAAGAGGCGCGAGCAUGGCCAAGUCUAAUGGGGGAUGGCUGCCGCCGGGGACGAGGCAGGAACAUACAUGGAGGGUUGGGGACGGGCGUGGGCAGAAUGGUGCCGAAGUUUCAGGGCCGGCGGGAGUUGCUGUCAUGUCUUAGGAUAGAGGUUUAGAUAGCAUCAAACCGGCAUUGUUGGAUUUGAUUGUAAUGAUAUUCUGAAGAGAUUUUAUUCUGUAGAGGUAUUUCCGGUUGUUAUUAUUAUUAUUGAAUGCAAUGUGUUUUGGAUGCCUUGCGUUGUGGUCUUGGGUGACUUGGGGUCUGGACUUCAGUUUUUGUUGACU